AUGGGUAAUAAUCCUUAAAAACCAGACAGAUUAAAGUAGAUAUAAGGAUAUUAAGUUAAUGUUUCUGAUGAAGAAUAAUCAGAAAAACAUUACUAAACAGGAAAUUAAUUUCUUUAAAACGAAGAUUAUGAUAAAGCAAAAGAAUUUUUUUAGUAGUCUUUGAGAUAUAAUCCUAAAAAUGUAAAGGUUUUAACAGCUUUAUGCCAGUAAUAUAGAAGGGAUAAUAAAAUUUAUGAUGCAUUUUAAUGUGUGUUAAAUAAAACAUUGAUUGAAAAUGGUUUUGAAGAUUAAAUUGAUGAUAAAAGAGCUCACUAGUUAAGCAGGAUAGUAAGCUUAGCUACUGAUUUUAACAAUGACGACUCAGAGUAAUUGAAAGUUCAACCCCAAAAACAGUUGGAUUUUGCCAAAAAAUAUUUUAUAUUAAACAAAGCUUUAAUAGAAAUACUACCAAUAAUGAAGGAUGAUUUUGAGAAUAUUAUUUAGCAAAUGAAUAUAAAUAAUAAUAAAUUUGAGCUUAUGUUUUUUAUAGAGUAAUAUAAGGAAAGAUUUGGAUAAUUAUUACAUGAAAAAGAGCUUCUUCUAAUUGAUUUAUAUAAUCUAUACGGAUUUCAUUAAAAGUUAUUAAAUUUAUAUCUGAAUUAGUUAAAAUAGUAACCUAAUGAUAAAUAAGUACUAGAAAAAAUAAUUCAAUGUUAUGAAUAGCUAAAAAACAAAUAAAAAGUAAAUGAAUAUAAAUCUCAACUUCAAAAAAUGUCAGAAUAAACUAACUCAACUCAAUGA
Tetrahymena thermophila SB210 is the source of this 780-nucleotide messenger RNA. RefSeq names its product tetratricopeptide repeat protein. The transcript is spliced from 2 exons. The record is from RefSeq and is a predicted model, not a curated record. Gene Ontology annotation, molecular function: protein binding. NCBI's taxonomy places the organism in Eukaryota, Ciliophora, Oligohymenophorea, Hymenostomatida, Tetrahymenidae.